Molecule: messenger RNA, 1383 nt
Organism: Debaryomyces fabryi
Lineage: Eukaryota; Fungi; Ascomycota; Pichiomycetes; Serinales; Debaryomycetaceae
Product: putative carboxylic ester hydrolase
Exons: 1
Coding region: 1-1383 (460 amino acids)
Biological process (GO): medium-chain fatty acid biosynthetic process; medium-chain fatty acid catabolic process
Molecular function (GO): monoacylglycerol lipase activity; acetylesterase activity
Source: RefSeq, a predicted model, not a curated record
AUGGUUUUUAGAUUCUUGAAGUCGCAUGUGGAUAAUGCUUAUCCUACUACACCCUUAAAAUUCCAGGGAAAGGAUUCCGGAGAGGCCACAUUUGAGGAUAUCCUAUCACGUAAAGUUCCAGAGUUGUAUAAAGGUGCUUCGUUCUGGUAUAAUCCUCUAUUACCGUCAGGAGACUUCCAGACAGCAUACACGGGGGUCAGAACGUUCGAUAAUGUUGAUAAGGUUUGGUACAAGAGACGCAUUUUGACUAUUGACCUGGAGAGAAAGCUAUACGAGGUUGAAGGUGAAAAGUUGAAGUACGACGAUUGGGAAGGCAGAAGUACGAUAGCGGUUGAUUAUGUGGUUCCAGAGGGAAAGCAGGAUCCGGAUCACGAGAAAUAUAGACCAGCCAGUCAAACCAAGGAUCUUCCACCCAGAACCGAGUAUUUGAAUCCAGAACACGAGCAGGAGCUCUUGAACGACGACUCCAGGCCAUUAGUGAUUGCAUUACACGGAUUAUCUGGUGGUUCUUACGAAUCGUAUAUCAGGGCAUUUUUGAGUAAGGUUACCGAUAAGCCGUACGAUUUUGAUGCAUUGGUGUUGAAUUCACGAGGAUGUGCCAACCACACAAUUACGUCCCCCCAAUUGUUCUGUGGGUUGUGGACAAACGAUUUACGGUACUUGAUAAACGAGCACAUUAGACCUAACUGGCCUAAUAAACGAAUUUAUCUUAUAGGAUUCUCAUUGGGAGGAGCAAUUUGUGCUAAUUAUCUUGGGCAAGAGGCUGAUGAUGUAUAUCACAACAUCAAGGGUGGUGCUAUCAUGGGUUCUCCAUGGGAUUUUCCCGAUUCAUGUAUUCAAUUGCAGUCUAGUUUACUUGGAAGUCAUAUCUAUUCACCAAAGAUGUGCAAUAAUUUGCUAGAUUUGUUGAACGAACACUACGAGGGCCACUUACGAAGCAACCCGCUAGUCGAAGCAUACAAGAAAAAUCCAAAAAAUUUCAAAUUAGGUAAGUUGAAGGAUUUCGAUGAUAAUUUUACUUCAAAGCUUUUUGGCUUCAAUUGUGCAGACGAAUAUUACAGAUAUGCAUCCCCUAUUCAGAGAUUAUUAAAAGUUAGAGUUCCUCUCAUCAUAGUCAAUUCGAUUGACGACCCAAUUAUUGGAUAUAGAACGCUCCCAUUCAACGAGGUUAGAUUAAAUCCAUUCACAGCUCUUGUGACGACUACCACUGGAGGCCAUCUCGGUUGGUUUGACUAUAAAGGAAACAGAUGGUACGCUGAGCCUAUUUCUAGAUUAUUCAAAGAAUUGGAUGACAAUUGGUCUUUUAAUAAGGCAAAUGUUGAUGAAAACGACUUACCUUUUGACUCUUCAAAGUUCUGGAGAUAUGAUAGAAUAGUUAUGUAA